AUGCGUCGGCACCGGAGCCCCUACCCGGGGUCCCGGCUGAGCGCGCUGCGUGGGGACCCCGGUCCAGGUGGUCCGCCGCGCAGGGACGACGACGAUGGGCCCAGCCCGCCGCUCUGCUGCAGAGACCGCUCCAAGUCACGCUCAAAGUCACGCUCCAAGUCCCGCUCCAAGUCCCGCUCACCGGAGUCCCAGCAGCGGCCUUCGUCGUCGGCCAGCGUCCGUGGCGUGCUGAGCCUGGAUCAGGAGGUUGGCUUGAGCGACGCCCUGCUCCUCGAGCCGCCCACCGAAGAGGCCUUCAUUGCCAACCUGCAUCAGCGAUUCAAGAGGGACCUCAUAUACACCUACAUCGGAACCGUGGUGGUCUCUGUGAAUCCGUACAAGAAGCUGGCCCUCUACUGUCCGGACGUGAUUCAGGCCUACGAGAAGUGCAGCAUGUUUGAGCUGCCUCCGCACAUCUAUGCACUAGCGGACAAUGCAUACACAUCCUUAAAAGAUCGCAAUCAAGAUCAGUGCGUCAUCAUCACUGGGGAGAGCGGCGCAGGAAAAACAGAGGCAAGCAAGCUGGUGAUGCAGUACGUGGCGGCCGUGUCCGGCAGGGACGAAGAGGUGGGCGCCAUCAAAGAGCACAUAUUGAGGAGCACGCCCAUCCUCGAAGCCUUCGGGAAUGCCAAGACUCACCGAAACGACAACUCCUCAAGAUUUGGCAAAUACACUGAUAUUGAAUUCGACUUCAAAGGGGAUCCGGUCGGGGGAGUGAUUACAAAUUAUCUUCUUGAAAAGUCCAGGGUAAUCAGCCACAUGCAGGGAGAGCGCAACUUCCAUUUUUUCUAUCAGUUGUUGAGCGGAGCCGAAGUUCACCUCUUAAAAAGUCUAAAGCUGCAAAGGAACACGGAAAACUAUUCCAUUCUCAAGCACAGCAGAUGUUCUCAAUUGGAAAGUAUGGAUGACAGGAGUUAUUUUGUUUUGACGAAGAGGUCGAUGGAGGCGCUGGGAUUGAGCCAGUCUGAAGUGCAUGCCGUGUUCCAAGUGGUUGCCGUCGUGCUCAAGUUGGGAAACGUAGAGUUUCAACCGAGGGCCAACAUCGACGACACGGAAAGCUGCGCCCUCCUCAACGAGUAUGAGUUGUACGAAGUUUGCGAGUUGCUCCGCGUGGACUUUGCAUUCCUCCAUUCUGCCUUGACCCAGAAGAUGGUGGAGACGAGGCACGACGUGGCCGUCACCGACCUCUCAGCCAAUGAAGCCACAUAUUCCAAGAAUGCCUUAUGCAAAGCUUUGUACAGCCGCCUAUUCACGUGGUUAGUAAGCCGGAUAAAUGAUAGCAUACGGGCGAAGCGCCUCGGAAAAAGAAAAUGUCUCGGAAUCCUGGACAUUUACGGAUUUGAAGUUCUAGAGAAAAACAGCUUUGAACAGUUCGUUAUAAAUUAUUGCAACGAGAAGAUUGAGCAACUCUUCAUUGUGCUUACGCUCAAACAAGAACAGGAAGAGUACGUACGUGAGGGUAUUCAAUGGGAGCACAUAGACUACUUUAAUAAUGCAAUAAUCUGUGACCUCAUUGAAAAGAAUAACCACGGCAUCCUGGCGAUGCUGGAUGAAGAGUGCCUUCGACCGGGGCCCGCCACUGACGAGAGCUUUCUGUACAAGCUGACCAAGGUGUGCCAAGACAGCCCUUACUUCGAGAGCAAGGGAUGCAAAAACCUCACGGGUGCCGCCGCCGACGUCUCGCUGCCGCCACAGUGCUUCCGUCUUAGGCAUUACGCCGGUGCUGUUACCUAUUCUGUUGUUGGUUUUAUUGAUAAAAACAAUGAUCAUCUCUACCGUGACCUGUCUCAAGCCAUGUACAGUUGCGAUCAUUCCCUGAUGAAGGUUCUGUUUCCUGAAGGGAACCCGAAGCGCACGACGCUGAAGCGUCCAACAACGACUGCCACACAGUUCAAGAUUUCCAUUGGAGCACUUGUGAAAAAUUUGCAAGCGAAAACGCCAAACUACGUACGCUGCAUCAAGCCAAAUGAACUCAAGCAGCCGAUGAUCUUCGAGAUGGCACUGGUUCAGCAUCAAGUCCGUUAUCUCGGACUGUUGGAGAACCUGAGGGUGCGUCGCGCGGGGUUCGCCUUCAGGCAGGACUACGUGGCAUUUCUGGAGCGCUACAAGCUGCUCAGCGUUCGCACCUGGCCUCAGUGGACGGGCCUGCCCAUCGACGGAGUCACGCUCCUGCUCCGAGAUCUGCCAAUCCACCCGUCCGAGUACGUCUUCGGCCGGACCAAGAUAUUUAUCAAGAGCCACCGUACGGUUUGCGAACUGGAGGAAUUUCGGCGCGAACGGUUGAGCGAACUGGCCGUCCUCAUCCAGAAGACCUGGAGAGGAUACGUCAUGAGGGAGAGGUUUCUGCGCAUGCGCGAAAGUCAAGUCAUUCUUUCAAGCAACUACAAGUGCUGGAAGGCUCGUCGUGAGUUCUUGCGUAAGCGGCAAGCGGCGACCACCAUUGCUGCCUAUUAUAGAGGAUGGAAGGCGAGGCAAGAGUUCGAGCGCCGGAAAAAUCUCGUGACGAGGGAGGAGUUCCACGGCGUCAGGCAGGCGAGGAAGCGGGAGUGUGCGGCGCGUGUCCUGGGCAGGUCCUACCGCCUCUAUAAGCGCCGGCGGUACCUGUUGUGGCUGGCGCGCAACUUGCCAUCUGACUCGCCGGCGGACCGCUCGUGGCCCCCGGCGCCUCGGUUCCUGUUGCAGACCAGCCACCUGCUGAGGAAGUUGCAUCACAAAUGGAGGUGCACAAGGUACAAGCAGAAACUCGAUCAAACUGCUCGAAAUCGCAUGCGCGAGAAAAUGACUGCCAGCAUCAUCUUCAAAGACAACAAGGCCUCCUAUCCGAAGAGCGUGUCCCAUCCGUUCCGGGGUGACUAUGUACGGCUGCGCCAGAACGUGAAGUGGAAACGGCUAUCGGACGAAACGGGGGACCAGUACAUCGUCUUCGCGGACAUCAUCAGCAAGAUAACCAGAUCUAGUGGCAAGUGCGUGCAGACUCUGUUCGUGGUGAGCACCAAUGCGAUGCUGAUCAUGGACCAGCGGACCUUGCAGAUCAAGUACCGCAUUCCAGUGACCGACAUUUACAGGAUAUCUCUCAGUCCUUUCCUGGACGACAUCGCCGUCUUUCAUAUACGCACGACUGAAGCGACAAGAAAGAAAGGGGAUUUCAUCUUCGAAACUGGCCACGUCAUCGAGAUCGUGACCAAGCUCUUUCUCGUCAUUCAAAACGCCACCGGGAAAACGCCGGAAGUCAACUUCUCGACAGAGUUCGAGGUGAACUUCGGCAAGGACACAGGGGUGCUCGCGUUCCGCUGCACUUCGAUGGGCGACUCACACCCGGGGCAGAUCAGGAUCUACCGCAAGGGAAACCGGAUGGAAGUGUUGUUAUGAGGAUGACUUUCUUAGGGCACUUUUUUCCAAUUGCACAUCGAGAGCCCCCUCGCCAGCAUAGGAGAGGAAAGGCCGAGGACGUGAAGAACUCUCCAUGCACAGAAAGAACGUCGCUGUUCCGCUCUUCUGCCUUCGCGCUGCGUAAGCAGAGGGUUUGAUGCUUUCGUUCCGGCGGGGCUCCACCGUUCCCUCUUUGCGUUCGGCCACGAAAGAAGAAUGACGAACAAAACUACUGCCUUUCGAGAGCUGCCAAAUAUUCCUACGUGGCUGUCGCCACACGCAGUUUUACUUUCUUUUAACGGGACUAGAGGUGUGUAUGUAGGUACGUCUUUUGGCCUGAAGUGGCGGGACUUGAGGCUUUUUCGUGUCAUACGAAAAGUUCAA
This is a messenger RNA of Rhipicephalus microplus (southern cattle tick), 3792 nucleotides long. RefSeq names its product unconventional myosin-Ia-like. Gene Ontology annotation, molecular function: actin filament binding; ATP binding; microfilament motor activity. NCBI's taxonomy places the organism in Eukaryota, Metazoa, Arthropoda, Arachnida, Ixodida, Ixodidae. The record is from RefSeq and is a predicted model, not a curated record. Gene Ontology annotation, cellular component: cytoplasm; actin cytoskeleton; plasma membrane. Gene Ontology annotation, biological process: endocytosis; actin filament-based movement; actin filament organization.